AUGGUGUCGUUUUCGAGCUCUGCAGUCAAUAAGUCUGGCAAGAAGUUCGCACCAAAAGCACCCGUUCGUCGUCCUGGUGCUACUGCUACUACUCCUGCGCCGAGAAAACCCAGUGUCGAUAGCCCAAGUACCUCACAAACUCCUCAGCCGGCCGCCGGCGACAAUGUUGUCCCCCCGCCUUCAACCACUGAACCCGUGAAUACGGCAACAACGACUUCUGAGGAUACGCACGAGCCGGAGCCGGAGAUCCAUAAACCGGAUGAUGUCCCACAAGUAAAACCCUCGAAGCCAGCAGAAACAGCAAUCCCAAUCCCCAAUCCCUACCCCAAAACCGAGGCCUUCGCCCCCACCUCGGAAGCGCCCUCAAGUGAACCGCAAGAAUCUAUACGUCAGAAACGGUCUGAAUCCGUAGAGACUCCGAUAGCUAUACCAACUCCGACCUCAAAGCACAAACCUUCGAUCUCUACCACUGAACCAGCCACGGUCGAGCCAUCUCCGAGUGCCCCUCAACCUUCGCCGCGGGCACACGAUGUGUCUACAGCAGAAAACGUAGGUUUACGAUCUCAGGAUGGACGGGAAGUUCCCACAUCGACAAGGAGAAGCCAAAGCAUCGAGUCUCGUCAUGGACCUCAGGGCCCAUCUGGUGACAAUCAGAUUUCUGUGACUACUGAGGUUUCACCUCCACAGGAGGACCCGGCACAAGUGCGACCAGCGAAACGCAUCAAGGUCUCUGAGGCAGAAGCAUCUGCUGGCCGCACCGAGAGCGUUCCGUCACCAGCGGCGACUUCGGAAACUCCUGAGCCGCAGGCGCUUACACAAACGCAGAGCGAGACCACGACUCGGGCUACCAGCAAGAGGGGCCGAAAGGCGACCAAACCAAGAAAGAAACGAACAGCAGGAGACGGAAAUGGGGAAGCCGCAGCAGAUUCGACUGAAGGCAAAAGAAAGCGUACUCGAAGGAGGCGGUCACCGACACCUGAAGGUGCGGAACUCGUGGAGAUUGUUCCCGCAGUUGUCAAGAUGUCCGAGCUGUGUAAGGAUCUUCGGACUGGGAAAAAGUCAAAGCGUGAGAUGGAGUUGCGAAACAUGGAGUUAGCCGAGAUGGAGCGCAAACAGAAGGAGAAAGAAGAAGGGCGCAAAGCCGGAACUCCGAUAAAGCAGAAUUCAGAAAAUGGUGGAUCUUCGUUGGCAGAUGAUAUCGAGCCGCCGCAGAAGAAGCCACAAGCUGGGCCUCGCAUGAGGAUCGUCAACGGAGAGAUUGUGAUCGAUACGGCGUCACUGCAGGUUGAUCGCCACGCUGAUGCAUCCAGAGAUGCUGGCGAGCUGGAAGAUGUGAUUGAAAACCCGCUCACCAGAAAGAUCAACCAGGCGACAUAUGGAAAGCGGACCAAGACGGAGUCUUGGGACGAGGAAAUGACGGAACUCUUUUAUCGAGGAUUGCGAAUGUUCGGGACUGACUUUAUGAUGAUCAGUAAAAUGUUCCCAGGAAGAUCACGGCGUCAGAUCAAACUCAAGUUCAACAACGAAGAGCGCCGUGAUCCUGAGCGGAUCAAACAGGCCCUGAUGGGACCACGUGAACCUAUCGAUAUCGCAACGUAUUCGGAGAUGACCAACACCGUCUACGAAGAUCCUCGGGUCAUACAGAAAGAAUUAGACGAGGAGAAAAAGCGGAUUGAAGACCAGCACGCCAAAGAGAAGGAGGCUCAGGAAGAACUUCUGCGUAACCCGAUUGGCGCUGGGAAGGAUGUGAUACCAAGCAUCGAAGAGGCUGGUGCACGCGGUCAGAAAGCCAAGUCUCGCAAUGUUAAGAAAGCAACUACUUUCAAAGGAGGCAUGGGUGGGGGCACGGAGGAAAUAUUGGGUUCCAUUGAUGACUUACCAAUCUCUGCUUAG
Molecule: messenger RNA, 1893 nt
Organism: Rasamsonia emersonii CBS 393.64
Lineage: Eukaryota; Fungi; Ascomycota; Eurotiomycetes; Eurotiales; Trichocomaceae
Product: Transcription factor TFIIIB component
Exons: 2
Coding region: 1-1893 (630 amino acids)
Biological process (GO): RNA polymerase III preinitiation complex assembly; transcription by RNA polymerase III
Cellular component (GO): transcription factor TFIIIB complex
Molecular function (GO): TFIIIC-class transcription factor complex binding; RNA polymerase III general transcription initiation factor activity
Source: RefSeq, a predicted model, not a curated record